Molecule: messenger RNA, 6312 nt
Organism: Mauremys mutica (yellowpond turtle)
Lineage: Eukaryota; Metazoa; Chordata; Testudines; Geoemydidae
Gene: MAFG
Product: MAF bZIP transcription factor G
Exons: 3
Coding region: 171-659 (162 amino acids)
Biological process (GO): regulation of transcription by RNA polymerase II; regulation of epidermal cell differentiation
Cellular component (GO): nucleus
Molecular function (GO): RNA polymerase II cis-regulatory region sequence-specific DNA binding; DNA-binding transcription factor activity, RNA polymerase II-specific
Source: RefSeq, a predicted model, not a curated record
GCCGGGCCCCCGCUUCAUGAAUGGAGCCAUGUGACCCAAACAUCACGUGACGCGUCCGUGAGCAGCGGCGGCGGCGGAUCCCGGAAUCUCGGUCCCUCCCAGCGCCACCCCGGCCCCGGCCCCCCCGGCGGCACCGUGAGGAGGAUCCUGACUGACAAGGCUCUCGUGUUAUGACGACCCCCAACAAAGGAAACAAAGCCUUAAAGGUGAAGCGGGAGCCGGGCGAGAAUGGGACCAGCUUGACAGAUGAGGAGCUGGUGACCAUGUCUGUGCGUGAGCUGAACCAGCAUCUACGGGGCCUGUCCAAAGAGGAGAUCAUCCAGUUGAAGCAGCGUCGGCGCACGCUGAAGAACCGAGGCUACGCGGCUAGCUGUCGUGUCAAGCGUGUCACCCAGAAGGAGGAACUGGAGAAGCAGAAGGCAGAGCUGCAGCAAGAGGUGGAGAAGUUGGCCUCUGAGAACGCCAGCAUGAAAAUGGAACUUGAUGCCCUCCGCUCCAAGUAUGAGGCGCUCCAGAACUUCGCCAGAACCGUGGCCCGGAGCCCUGUGGCCCCAGCUCGGGGCCCUAUCACCUCCAGCAUGGGGCCCCUCGUCCCUGGAAAAGUCGCCACCACCAGUGUCAUCACGAUAGUGAAAUCCAAAACGGACGCCCGGUCUUAGUAAAGCAAUGCUGCCUGGGCUUGUCUGUGCAGGGCAGUUAGGUGCAAAGCUAACCUGGAAUCCCCAAAGCACAAACCCCUUUCCUGGUGGGUCAGGACUCCCUCCUCUCUGCUCGGGACUGGCCUGCUGAUCACUCCAGUUUUGUGUUUUGUCUUGUUCAGAUUGAUAUGACCAGUGGUGACACCCCCCAUCCUGUGCAAACAGAGCCUCCCACCUAUGGGUCUACAGCCCUCUGGGGCAUCCUUGGGAUAGAGACUGUGAAAGACCUUGGUGUUCUAGCCAAAGAAAUUCUGCACAGCAUGGAGGAAGGUGUGUGCUUGAGGCCCAUGACGCUCCUCAGUGGGUUGGGAAUGGGAGGGCAGAGGAGGCUGUGUGGCAGGGAGUUGGGAUCCCUGGUUUCAGUCACUUCCGAAGGAUUUAUUCCAUUAUACUUCCAAGUGGCAUAUCUCGGUGCCUGUUAGCCAGGUGUCCAAAUCUGCUGCUUCUGUCUCACUUGGUAUCAGUGAUUGCUGUGGGGGGUAGUUUGUGUAACUGAGUUUGUGUUAACUUCUAGACACGCCGCCUGUGUCCCAAAGGCAGGUUUUCUUGUGACUUUCACUGCACCAGCCACACACAUGCAGUAAUGGAAGGGAGGAAACUGCAGUCCCUUGGUGUCUUUGCUCUAGAGGGGUGUGUGGGGGAGAUGAUGGGGACACUGUGGGGGCCAGCAAUGGGGGGAGGAGGAGGUACCAUAGUGACUGAAGGCCAGUUUUGUACCUAACAUGUUGCACUGAACAAGACCAAAAUCACUAGUUUUUUCCCAUCUAUUGAGGGUAUCAAGUGUCUCUAGUGUGAUGGUUUACACAACCAGUUUGUGGUUAUAGUCCUUUUAUUUAAAGAGAGCAACAUUCAUUUUAAGAGUUAUUAAAUUAUCUAAGUUUAAAAUCAGACAGAGGAGAGAGCAUAUUUAUAGUCGGCUUUUUUUACCGGAGCGGGCGGGAAUAUUUGACCAUAUAAAUGGAGAAAUAUUCUCAGACUCUGCUAGCUGAAAAGUAAAUAAAGAAAAAUAAUUUUAAAGUUUCUCAUGACCUCCUGCAAACUCUCUGUGGCUCCGAGGUUAGUUUUUAUAAAGAGUUAUCAGACUUUAUUUAUAAAAUUUAGAAAAAGACAAAAAAGAGGCAAGUCCUGUUUGAUAUCUUUUUUGCAAUUGUACCAAAAGUGACUUAUUCUUGAACUCACUGGCUUCCUUCGUGUUCCCACUGUGUUGCGCUGUCCGUGCUCUCUGAGCUCUUGUGUGGCGCUGUGAUGUGAUGGUGCCAAUAGCUGCCUUUGCUGUCUGGAUGUCCUGUCUUCACGCUGCCUUUGCUUUCCCAGGGAUUGACAUGGGCACUGUCCUAGGCCUGCAGUGGGUCCUUGGCACAUAGGCAAGGUUGCUCCUCAACCAGUGAGGGCCAAGAUCCACCCUGACCUUUCUAAACUGAAGUCAGAACAACUUGAUGGAUGUGAAAAGAUGGUGCCACAUCUUCAGGAGCCUCUCCUUCUGCACCGUCCUUUUGUAUAGCCCAACAGCCUGUUUCCCUAGCUGACAGCCACCUGCCUCAGAGGUACAGCUGCUGCUGGAGGCUGUUGCUAACCAGGUUGUUCUUGGUAGCUGUUACCUGAACAUGGCAGAUUGUUGUAAGACUGCUUCCCACUACUCUUCAAGCAGGAAAGAUGGCAGGGGAAGUGAAGCAAUGAAGACUGUUCCAAGAGGUCAUGUUUAGGAGGAGACUAAUGGGAAAUAGCUCUGGGCUUUGGUUUCCUUUUAGAUCCUGCAGUAGGAACUUUAAGUGCUCAUUAGAUGCUGGCCAUGAGCCUCAUACAUUUGAGCAGGGCAGGAAGUUGCUUCAGUCCUGGUGAUGGACUCCCUUGCUGUUGAGUGUCUGCAUAGUACUGAAAGGGAAGCCAGGGCAUAGUUGCUUUCUUUCCUCUCCAUCCAACCUCCCCAACUUCCUGGUGCAGCUUCUUCUAGGUGUGACAUGUAUGUUAGGCUGGCAUGUAGUUUGCAAGGCUGUGCGACGGAGCUAAGAUGGUAUCUAAGGUCUUGAUCCCUUCCCACAAACUGUUCCCCUGGAAGCUAAAGCUCAUUGUUGUUACCCCCAGGUGGCAGGACAGUGGGAGGAGACCAUAUGGUGAUCUCUGGGCUGCUGGAUGAAGGCUGAGUGUAGGGAACAGAGUACAUUGGUGCUGGGCUAGGCUGCAGCACCAGUUUAGGAGCCUGUUUUGUAUUGCUGACCUUAUCUGGCUGGGCACAGAUUUCAUGCCCACCCCGCUCAUGGUCAGAGAUUUUUGCUUUUUAUUGAGAAGCAGGUAUGCCUGCCAAAAGCCAAGCAUUCAGUAAGAAGAGGGAGGGCCAAGGACAGGUUGGAAUGUACGGGCUCAGGGCAAAGUAGUAGUCCAUUGUGGAGGAUUUCCCAUUAAGUCCCACCCUUACUCUGGAGCUUGAGGGGUUUUUCUGCUUUGCUUCGAUCUGGGAUCCAGGAAGAAGCUUUUGGGGUCGAACUUCCCAGUGAGUUGCAUUGGACAGAGGAGAGGAUUGGGAUGUCUUCCCACCUUCCCGUGUUCCCCCGCCAAGUCAUGGGGUUUUCUCUAGUCUCCAUUAUGAAAAGUAGAUGUCCUCAAUCUCUGGUCUUAGUCCCCAGGAACCUGCUGAGACUGUAACUCUCCAGAAGGGUUUGUGACCACGCAGCAUGCAGUGCGGCUCCUUGGGAUUUAACUCCCCAGUCUUCUGGGUCUUUUGUCUUCCCAUUGUUCAGAAGAUGCCAACCGCUAGGUGUUCUUCAACUGCAGACCCUUGAAAUGAGCCCAGAAUAACAAGUCCAGACUCCCCUCAGAACCAGCUUGAAAUUGGGUACCCCACAUGAUGCUGAGUGCAGAAGGCAGUUCUGAGGCAGCCUAGUGUAUCUGCCCUGCCUGGGAUGCAGGGGACACGGUUGCCAGGGGUGUAUUUAUAUAGCGAGCUGGGUGCUGGGCUCUUGCUCCAAAGGGUUUGGUUUUAGGAGGCCUCAUCAGCUUUUGUGCAACAGAAGGAGCAGGUGGCGACCAUCUUCCUGAGAAGAUAUACAUGGCCAGAGAGACCCCUGUUAGUGGCUGCCAAUCCUUUUCAGUCCUACUCCAACCCUGAUCUAACAGCCUGGAACUUCUCUCCCUGACUGACAACAUCUCACCCAUCAUCCAUCUUCAGAGGAGUCCUGGUCCAUGCCUUUACUGGGAGAGGAUGCUUUAGGGCUGGGUGCCAUGAGUACUGGAGGACAGAGAGAACAGGCAGCAGACACUGACUCAGACAGAAUCUUUUCCACUUCUUGACGUUUUUGUUUAUUGUGCUUGUUAGUCUGUUAUCCCAAACAGCUCUCUGAUUGACUGAGCAUAUUCAGUAACAUCACAUCUCAACAUAGAGGAUUUAGGUGCAAAGACAGCAAAGCUGUGGUUGUGUGAUGUGGAGUAAUGAACUCAGCACUGGGGGCCAGGACUCCUGGGUUCCACUCUUGGCUCAGCCACUGGCUCCAUGUGUGACCUUGGGCAAGUUGCUUCCCUUCUCUGUGCUUGGUGCUCUGCCCCAUGUCAGUGUCAGGUGUGCUGGAGGGGCUCCGGGCAGCUCCCUGUGGUCUGUGCCCCACGUCAGUGACCGGUGUGUUGGAGGGGCUCCAGGCAGCUCCCUGUGGUCUGUGCCCCACGUCAGUGGUUUUGGUUCUUUGAUUUUAGUGAAGUGUCAAAUCUGAAUACCUUCUUGCCCCUGUGUUCAGGGAAUCCCUGUUUAUGCUAAAGGGGGCACUCCCCCACUCACCCCAGCACCAGUCAGCUUCUUGUGUUUAUGGAUUGUCCCAGUGUGAGUCAGGCCCCCAACCCUUCACUUGAUUUCUCUCUCUCAUAUAUAGCGUUUCAGAGUGUGACAGUUCUUGUUUUCGAGGUGCUUGUUCAUUUGGUUUCCUGCUGUGAAGGGUGUUGUAUUUUCUUUGGUACCUUUUUGACGCAGCGGGUGGGGUUUUUGCUCCUGGCCUGGCUGCAAAGCGAACCCGUGAAGUGUAUCCACCCUCGCACAGCUGGGUGUAGGCGUGGCUGUCGCACCCAGGACGUGCACAGGGACUUAUGUAUGUUGUGGUGAAUUGUGUAAAGUGAUCUCUUGGCUUAGGCAACGUGAUGGAUAUUGCUCUUUAGGAAGAGGCAGACUGCAGUGUGCAGGCAAGAGCUAGGACUGCUCUGUGAGGGUUCGUGCAGGUAGGGAGGGGCAUGCAGAGCACUCUCCCCUUGGGUCGGCUGGUGUGUGUGUGUGUGUGUGUGUGAGAUCCUGGAUGGUCACCACCAUCCCUGUAUCUCUGGUAUGAAAUGCAUGGGGGGGGAGGGGAUUUACGAAGAGCUGGGGGUGGCAUAUCUUUUCCAACCUUUUAUGAGCAGAGUCCUCCCUUGCCCUCCCCCCACCACAACCCUAGUGGCCAGAGGGUAAUGGCUAGAUGGGGACUGUGUCCUGUCCUUUCACCAGCCCACAGGGAGGGGACUGCUCCUUUUGCUUGCAGACGCCUUCCUGAAUGAAGCGCCGUGCUUCAAGCUGUGGUUUUUCUGGCAGGAACAAACACUAACGCUCUCAUCUCAGAGGAAGGUUCCCUUCCUGCCGGGGUACAUUGCUGCCUCCCACCAUAGUAAAGGGAAGGGUGGGGACCUGUGAGUACACUGACUCCCCUCCUCACUCAGAUAUGAGGAGGUAGUGCUGGGCCUCUUUCAGCUGCAGGGCUGGCAGGUGCUAAGGGGCAGCCUGGCUGGGGCAACACUCUCUCUUCUCAGUAGCUGGCUUUGCUCCCUUUGGGAGCAGGGAGCAGUCAGGUUGGGUGCAUGAGUGAGCUUUGGAUGCUUGUGUAUGAUACCUCUGGGUACAGCCAGUGUUAAUGAUUCUGCAGCCCCGGUUCCUCACUUGGGCAGCCACGUGAACCGCUCCCUAGUGGAGGACAGUAUUGUGCUGCCAUGAAUUCCCAGAGUGCAAUGGUGGAGCAGUGGGAGUAGAGUCACUGCCCUAUUCCAAGGGGAGAAGGAGCUACCAAACUGCUGAGCCCUGCCUGAAGUGUGACCUCACUGCAGUCUGCCUGGAGUUUAUUACACCCUUGGCCAAAUUGGAAUGUUAUUGGAGAAAUAACAUCCUGAGCACAAAGUGACAGGACAAGGGCGCCUUGGCUGCUGCCCAGGCUAUGCUGCCCUGCAGUGUCGAUAUUGGCUUGUGUCAAACAUGAGGACCGGGCCUGGAAGGCUCAGUUCUGAAUCAUGUAUUUGCUUCUUUUCCGUUUUAAACGGACUCUAAAAUGGAAAAAAAUAUAUUUUAUUAAACAGAAUCUAAUUUGUAAAUAUAAAAAAUGAUUAGAAAUGGGGGCAAGAUCUCUGUGACAGGGGUGUAAUAAAAUGUUCAGUCCAAGGCUUUUCUAUAACAAAGCCAAGUCCAGCUAAUAAUCAGUAUUUAUUACUAAAUUAUUGUCCUCUUACAAUCUGUAGAUAGGUAUCUGUUGAUAACUGUCGGGGAUUUGCUGUUGCGGCCCCGUUGGCGAUGUUGUUAAUUUAUUUCUGUAUAUAGUGUAUGUUUGUUGAUAUGAGGCUUUCUUUAUUUUGUAUAUGACAAAUAAACUUCUUUUAAAGAGACCCAUUCCAGAGCAUCUUC